UUCUCUAUCCUUCUCUUCCCUCCAAUAUCUAAUCCUAAUUUUCCGGAAAUGGGAAGUCGUCGGAGUUUUCUCCAGUCGUGUUCUUGUCCACUUUCUCUGUUCGUCGUAGUUGUUGCACUGGCAGCUCCAUCCGCCGACGGGUCUAGGGCGGCGCGGGUGCCUUGCUACUUCAUAUUUGGGGAUUCUCUUUACGACAGUGGCAACAACAACAACCUCAACACGUCGGUGAAAGUCAACUACUCUCCCUACGGCAUCGAUUUCCCGGCCGGACCCACCGGCAGGUUCUCCAACGGUCGAACCGCGGCCGAUAUAAUUGGUGAAACGCUGGGAUUUAAGGACUUUAUCCCACCUUUUGCAUCCAACCCUGACGACAGACAGAUACUCGUAGGGGUCAACUACGCAUCUGGGUCCGCUGGGAUUCUAGUCCAGAGUGGAAAACAAGGGGGUGACAACGUAGACCUGAGCAAGCAACUGAGGAACCACAAAGUGACUGUUUCGCGUAUAGUUAAGAAAUUGGGGAGCAAGAAGGCCGCCUUUGAGCACCUAGGGCAAUGCUUGUACAUCUGCAAUAUGGGGAACAACGAUUAUAUCAACAACUACAUUCUGCCCCAAUCUACCGCCAUCAGGAGUCAGUACAACCCGGCUCAAUUCGCCGCACUUCUCGUCGCUCGAUACUCUGCUCAGAUUAAGCGGAUGUACGAGUUGGGAGCAAGGAAGGUGGCGCUUGCGGGCAUUUCGAACAUCGGCUGCACUCCAAGUUUGAUAGCAACCGUUGGGACUAACGGUGCUCCCUGUGUUACCUCAGUGAACCAACUAGUGGCUCCUUUCAACAUCGGACUAAAAUCACUCAUCAGCCAGCUCAAGUCGGCUCAUCCUGACGCCAAAUUUGGCUACCUGGACACCAUACGGGCCGGAAUUCUUGCUAGCCAAGGUAAUAGAUUGAUACGCUCAGAGUUUAAGGUAAGAACGACGCCGUGUUGUCAAGUGAGUACAGUGACGGGGCUAUGCCUUCCUAAUACGGUUCCCUGCUCUCAGAGGCAAUCCUACUUGUUCUGGGACGCCUUCCAUCCUACUGAACUCGCGAACCGGCUCGGCGCGCCCAUUCUACUUCCGGUCAUCCAGCGGAUAUUGUAAACUUGUUACUGUGCCCAUCAUUUGCCUCAGCGCGCAGUUAACCUUUGGAGUGAUUUUUCUGACUGUUGGGG
Messenger RNA from Linum tenue, 1205 nucleotides. The record is from the annotation of a GenBank genome assembly. Lineage: Eukaryota; Viridiplantae; Streptophyta; Magnoliopsida; Malpighiales; Linaceae.